Messenger RNA from Paramormyrops kingsleyae, 2281 nucleotides. Its product is annotated as phosphatidylcholine:ceramide cholinephosphotransferase 2-like. Gene Ontology annotation, biological process: sphingomyelin biosynthetic process; ceramide biosynthetic process. Gene Ontology annotation, molecular function: sphingomyelin synthase activity; ceramide cholinephosphotransferase activity. NCBI's taxonomy places the organism in Eukaryota, Metazoa, Chordata, Actinopteri, Osteoglossiformes, Mormyridae. The record is from RefSeq and is a predicted model, not a curated record. Gene Ontology annotation, cellular component: endoplasmic reticulum membrane; Golgi membrane; plasma membrane.
UCCGCCCCUGGGGAUGGGCGGAGGCUCCGAGCUCCGAGGCGGGGCGGCCAGCCGGAGGGAGUGCUCUUUCAGCCGUGGCUUCACAGCAAUCUCGGCCACGUUUGGGUCCACGAAAGCCCCGAAGAACCUCCUGGCAAUUUCUGGAAGGUUGCAGUCCCGUUGCUGCUCGGGACAAACCCCCCGCCCCCCCCGUCAUCCCAAAGGCCUGGCCCUCCGCAGCAGCCCCAUGGCGAGAUCUCAGCUCCCGGUAACAACAGCGCCCCCUAAUGGGCAUGUCGACAUCCACACUGAAGAUGGAAUUAGCCCGCUGCCCAACGGCGUGCCGCGGGGCAUCCCGCCCACGGACGGGGCCGACGGGACCCCUGAGCGGGCCCCUCGGAUCUGCCUCUGCCACGGCCUUUGCCAGGGCCUCUGCCGGGCUAUCAGGAAGCACAGAGACUACGUCACCAUCUCGCUGUCGGACCCGCAGAGUGAGCAGCUGCCCUCGGAGUGGUGGAAGACCGCCGUGGCCUUCAUCUACGCCCUCUUCAACCUGCUUCUCACCACCGUCAUGAUCACCGUGGUUCAUGAGAGAGUUCCGGCCAAGGAGAUCUGCGCCCCUUUGCCCGAUAAAUUCUUUGAUUAUUUUGACCGUGUCAGUUGGGCCUUUUCUGUGACCGAGAUCAAUGGGAUGGUCCUGGUCAGCCUGUGGUUUGGGCAUUGGCUCCUCCUCAGAUACAAGGCCAUAGUGGGCAGACGGUUCUUCUUCCUGAUGGGGACCCUGUACUUGUACCGCUGUAUCACCAUGUACAUCACCACUCUGCCCGUGCCCGGCAUGUUCAUGAGCUGUGCGCCCAAGCUGUACAGCGACUCACAGGCUAAGGUGCAUCGCAUCCUGCAGCUGAUCUCGGGGGCGGGACUGUCUAUCACCGGCUCGCACAUGAUGUGCGGCGACUUCCUGUACAGCGGCCACACCGUCAUCCUGACCCUCACCUACCUGUUCAUCAAAGAGUACUCCCCGCGUUCUCUCUGCUGGGUGUGGUACCGGCGCCUCUGCCUGCUGCUGAGUGUCAGUGGUAUCCUUGGCAUCCUUCUGGGCCAUGAGCACUAUAGCGUGGAUGUGGUGGUGGCCUACUUCGUCACGUCGCGCCUCUUCUGGUGGUACCACGCCAUGGCCGAAGACCAGACCCAGAACCUGUCAAACCACUACCUCAGGAACAUCUGGUGGGACCCCGUUUUCAGCUUCCUGGAGAAGAACGUGGGGACCUCGGUGCCAUGCACCUUCUGCUGGCCCAUCAGCUGGCCGCCCUCCUGCCUGAAAAACUCCUGCAAAAGAUACUCCAUGGUACAGAGCGCACGCGACGAGUGACGGGCCUCAGUCUGGGACCACUGCUCUGGUGGCGCCCAGGGUCACGUGUGACUGAACGUUACAGUACAGGCCAGCAUGCUGUCACAAAGAAGAUGAUGGUGGGCAUGAGGUAUCCCAGCUGGUGCAGGAUUAAUGGGUAACUUGAAUCAACGUGCACCAACUCUGUAAGGUGGUGUAAUACACAGAAUAUCUGAAAGGGAAUCAGGUAGAGAUUGUUCCAGGUUAAAAAACGGUAUGUAUGUUGUUUUGAUAAGUCCUGCACACCAUUAAUAGAGUAUAUUUAUGAAUAAAAAUAAUUCAUGCAUUAUGAGAAAUGUAAGAUCAGGACUGAAGGGAUUAAGUUGGUUGCGUCCUUGUGUACUCCGGACCACCCAAAAGAUAAAGAUAUCAAACUGAAAGGCAAAGCAGCUUUAAGGCAUGUCUAUGAGACACUAUGGAGACCUAAAUGGCAUUAGAUACCCCGCACCUAGACAGGCAUCCAGCGGCAAGUGCGUACUGUGCUUAGCUGUGGUCCCAGUUCUGGCUUAUUGUUUACAUGAAUGCUGCCGCUAAGUGUGCCCAGAUCCGUCCAGAAAGCUCAGCCUCUGGCACAGACCAUACAGGCACAGACCAUACGGACACAGACCAUACCGGCACAGACCAUACAGGCACAGACCAUACGGGCACAGACCAUACCGGCACAGACCAUACGGGCACAGCCAGCUGCAGGUAACUCUGUGGUAUUGUUGUAUUUUUCUUCAGUCAAACAAGUCAGGUUCUCUGUUUGAUGUUUUUAACACAUAGAUAUGUCUAGCACAGUAUGUCUCAAUGUGACGUUUUACUGCAGUUCUUUCAUGUAUACAUUUUAUAUUUAAAGUUUAUUUUCCAGAGUGUGUAUUUUCUGCUUUAUAUAUUUUUAUGACUGUGCAAAUAAUAAUAAAAAAAAGGCAGUUA